GUUUGCAUCGAAUUAGGAGGUCCUGCCUGGCAGCCCAACCGAAAACACGAGGUUAAUCACUACCAAGUGUUGGCUGUUGUGGCUGUUUCCGUCGUCUUUACCCCACUAUCGCGGGGCUGAGUCGAAUGGUUUUACGCUUCUCGAGCUCCUGAGCUGCUCAGCCCCUCAAAAGGCCUGGUACUUCCACGUAAGCUGACCCGAAGCCAUCGUUGACACCACAUACCUCCACUGAUCUUCAGCUUGUACCUGCUCCCCAAAAUCCAACAACGUAAUCUCUCUGUAGCGCUUACACCUUUUACCAAGUCCAAGUAGAGCGCCUGCAUUGCAAACCUAUGGCGUACAAUCAACCGCCAGGGGGCUAUGGGCAGCCACCCUAUCAAGGACAGCCCUAUGGCCAACAGCCACAAUAUCAACAGGGAUAUCCUCAAGGCUACGGACAGAACGGGCAACCUCCAAUGCAAAAUCAACAGUAUCCACCUCAGGGUCAGUAUGGCGCACCUCCGCAACAGCAGCAAUGGGGCCAGCCUCCACUAUCUGGGCAGUACAGUGCGCCAGCACCUAAUCAGUACGGCGGGCCACCUGCCCAAGGACAGUACAGAGCUCCACCUCAGCAGCAGCAGUGGGGCCCGCCGCCUCCUCCGCAGGGUCAGUACGGUGCGCCUCCUCCAGGUCAAUAUGGAGCGCCACCUCAAGGACAGUAUGGCGCACCGCCCCCACAAGGACAGUAUGGAGGAGCACAACCUCAAGGCCAGUAUGGAGCUCCUGCACCACAAGGACAAUAUGGUGCGCCGCCUCCAGGCCAGUACCAGCCGCCUCCUCAGCAACAACAAUACGGACCUCCAACUCAGCCAUCUCUUGGGUACGGGCCUCAGCAAACCGCCAACAUCGACGUUUCACGGGAUGUUGAGGCUAUCCGAAAGGCCAUGAAGGGCUUUGGGACCGACGAGAAGGCACUUAUCACAAUUCUAUCGAAGAAAGAUCCUAUCCAGAUCAACACCAUUCGCACACAAUAUGACCAGAGGAUGAUGCGCAACAUGGUCAACGAUCUCGAAGAAGAAACCAGAAGCUAUUUCAAGGAAGGCCUGGUGGAGAUUGCUCGUGGUCCUUUGAUUUCUGACUGUUACACCCUUUUCAACGGCAUGAAGGGCAUGGGCACCAAGGAAGCUAUGCUCGACGAUGUUUUGAUUGGCCGUUCCAAUGCCGACAUCAACGCAAUCAAGCAGGAGUACCAGAAGCUUUUCAAGAAGAGCCUCGAGACCGAUCUUCGCGGUGACUUGUCCGGCGGCACAGAACAAAUGUACAUGAUGAUCACAGCAGCCCGUCGCGCAGAGGACUCGGCGCCUGUCAUUCCCCAGGAAAUCGAGCAGGCCGUUACCGAUCUCCAGACCGGCAUCGGUAACAUGGUCAGCAAGAACGCCGCACAAGUCUGCCAGAUCCUGACUUCUAAGAACGACGCUCAGCUGCGUGCCAUUGCGCAGUCUUACCAGCAGCGCUUCCACAAGGACCUCAACGGCGUGCUCAAGUCCGCGUUCUCGGGGCAUAUGGAAGACGCGCUCCUGCUUCUGCUAGCUCGCGCGCAAAACCGCGCGCUGGCUGAGGCUGUCAGGCUGGAAGAGAGCAUGGCGGGUAUAGGCACGAAGGACCAACUGCUUGUUCAGCGCGUCGUCAGGUGCCAUUGGGACCGCAACUUUAUGAACGCCGUCAGCGCCGAGUACAAGAAGAAGUACGGCAAGGACCUCGUCAAGAGGAUUGAGGGCGAGACAAGAGGCGAUUACGAGAGGUUAAUGGUUGCUUGUGUUAAGCCUUGAGCUGUGCCAUGAGUACGAAGACGAUAUUGAGUGUUUGGGUUGCAUUAUAGCGUGGUCGAUUCCUGCCUGGAUGCGUAUCGCGGGUUCAUGAGCUACAUCGGAGGAGGAUAUCUGAAUAUACGAUCCUAUUCUUUCAUCUCACAAUACCUGGGCAUGUAGUAAGCAUUGACUUGUGUUUCUCAUCGCGAGGCAUGCACAAAUUCCCAC
Didymella exigua CBS 183.55 is the source of this 2015-nucleotide messenger RNA. RefSeq names its product Annexin. Bases 333 to 1808 code for a protein of 491 amino acids. Gene Ontology annotation, cellular component: cytoplasm. Lineage: Eukaryota; Fungi; Ascomycota; Dothideomycetes; Pleosporales; Didymellaceae. Gene Ontology annotation, molecular function: calcium ion binding; calcium-dependent phospholipid binding. The record is from RefSeq and is a predicted model, not a curated record. The transcript has 2 exons.